This is a messenger RNA of Scophthalmus maximus (turbot), 1818 nucleotides long. Its product is annotated as ectonucleotide pyrophosphatase/phosphodiesterase family member 7. Lineage: Eukaryota; Metazoa; Chordata; Actinopteri; Pleuronectiformes; Scophthalmidae. Bases 155 to 1555 code for a protein of 466 amino acids. The transcript is spliced from 5 exons. The record is from RefSeq and is a predicted model, not a curated record.
AUUGAUGUUAUAUCCACUACACUGAGCACUGAGUAAUGCCAGUUGGAGCAGAGGUACACUUCGAUCUGUAAAAUACUGAUUGUUAUUGUGGCCAGAUAUAAACCACGGCUGGAAUAAAUAAAUUGAAAUUACAACAAACUCUUAAUCCUCAGUCAUGCUGUUGGUCAGCAUCGUUUUCCUCAGCCUAACUUCAAUCUCUCCAUGCGUUGCUGCCCCAUCGAGAGACUAUGUUUCUGAAAUGCAGUCAGUUUUUUCUGGGUCCAUCAGAAACAAGCUGCUGCUAAUAUCGUUUGAUGGCUUCCGCUGGGACUAUGACCGAGACACUGAAACCCCUAACCUGGAUAAGAUGGCACAGGACGGGGUGAAGGCAGCCUAUGUUACUCCAGCCUUCAUCACAAUAACCAGCCCUUCUCACUUCACAAUGCUGACAGGACGUCACGUUCAGAAUCACGGAGUUAUCCACAACAUUUGGUUCAACACUACCACUCAGGAGAAAAAGCAGUACUACAUGGCUCAGUUUGUUGAUUCCUACUGGGACAAUGGCAGCCUACCCAUCUGGAUAACUGCACAGAGACAGGGGCUUAAAGCAGGCUCUCUACAUUUCCCUGGCACAGCCGCCACCUACAAAGGAGAGACUGUGAGGGUGAGGCAAGUGGAACCUCGAUUCUAUGAUCAUUCCAAUGAUACUGACUGGAGGCUGAACAUUGACAAGGUGAUUGGAGAUUGGUUCCAUCAACAAGACCUGGACAUUGUAACUUUGUACUUCGGAGAACCAGAUUUGGCUGGGCACACAUAUGGACCAGAUUCACCAGAACUGAAGGAGAUGGUUCAGCAAGUGGAUCGUACUAUAGGCUACAUCCGGGACAAGAUUCAAGACCAUGGCCUUACUGACCGACUCAACAUUAUCAUCACCUCUGACCAUGGUAUGACUACAAUGCUACGCAAUGGACUAGUUGAAGAGAUUAUCCUCUCAAAGAUCCCUGGCUUCAGCUUCAGAGAUAUCCAGUUCCAGCUCUUGGAUUAUGGUCCUGUUGGGAUGCUGCUUCCUAAAGAGGGGAAGCUGGAAAAGGUGUACCAAGCUCUGAAAGGAAGCCACCCUCACCUUCAUGUGUAUAAGAAGGAGGAGAUGCCAGCUAGACUACAUUACAAGAACCAUCCUCGACUCCUGCCCAUCAUCCUCAUCGCUGACACUGGAUACAUUGUCCAUGGGAUGUUACCCUUGAACAACAACAAAGGAGAGCACGGCUUUGAUAAUGAAGUAAUGGACAUGAAAGCCCUCUUCAGGGCAGUAGGGCCCGACUUCCAGAGAAACCUGAUGGUAGAUCCUUUUGAGCUGGUUGAUGUGUACCCACUGAUGUGCCAUCUCCUGGGCAUAUAUCCAGAGGUCAACGAUGGACACUUGGAUAAUACCAAACACAUGCUUGUCCCCAAGAAAAACAGAGUUCCAGAGAAGAACCCGGAGGUGUUGAUUGGCUUGACAGCGGUGAUUGGGUUUCUUGUACUACUGUUCAUCAUUACCACAUCUUACAACAUGUGGAAAAGGAAUAGAGCUUAAUGAAUUUACAUUUUUAAAGCAUCUCAAUAUUCCGAAAAAAGUCAAAAAUUAGCAUGUUCUAUGCUACCUGUAGACGAAGAGGAGACAUCCUUGGUUUGUUAAAUAUUGUGUUAAAAUGAUUGAAAAAUUCAGCAUACAGAUACUUAGGUAACCCAUCUUGAAAAUCCAAACCAGCUGAUAUUUUUCUAUCGGGAUUCCUGUAACUCAAGCUGAUUUUCUUUUCAAAAUAAAUAUAAAAAUAAUAAAUAUUAAAAUUCAGUUCA